This is a messenger RNA of Solanum pennellii, 2449 nucleotides long. Its product is annotated as DEAD-box ATP-dependent RNA helicase 7-like. Bases 142 to 2187 code for a protein of 681 amino acids. NCBI's taxonomy places the organism in Eukaryota, Viridiplantae, Streptophyta, Magnoliopsida, Solanales, Solanaceae. Gene Ontology annotation, molecular function: RNA binding; helicase activity; ATP binding. The record is from RefSeq and is a predicted model, not a curated record. The transcript has 14 exons.
AAAUUCGAUUUUUCCCUCUUUCAUCUCCUGCAAUUGCAGUUGCAGCUCAACUGCAAUACAGUAUCAGCAGGACCACCGCCAUUUUCUCAUCUUCAAGCUUACAUUUUUCUCUUUUUAUACACUAAAUUUACAGACCUUGUAAUGCCUGCACUUGUUGAAAGUGAAACAAUGGCGUCUGAAGAUUUGAAGGAGCUGAAGAAGAGCGGAAAUGGGUCAUCCGCCGACUCCCAUAAGAGGUCGAAGAAGACCAAGAUUGAUUAUGGGUCUGAUUCAGAGGAGCUAAAGAAGAGUAAGAAGAAAGAUAAGAAGCGUAAAGCUUUAAGCUUGGAUGAUCAGGAGAAUGGAAAUUCGGAGGUUUUGGAAUCGAUUAAUCUGAGUGAGGAUGAAAAGAAGAAGAAGAAAAAGAAGAAGAAAAAGGAGGAGGAUGAGGCUAAAUUGGUGGAGGAGGAUAGUGAGGAGAAAGAGGAGGAUCCUAAUGCCUUGUCUAAUUUUAGGAUUUCAGUGCCACUGAGAGAAGCUUUGAUUGCCAAAGGGAUAAAUGCGCUGUUUCCUAUUCAAGCUAUGACUUUUGAUACCAUAUUGGAUGGGUCUGACUUGGUUGGUCGAGCUCGCACUGGUCAGGGUAAAACAUUAGCCUUUGUGUUGCCCAUAUUGGAGUCCCUGAUAAAUGGACCUACUAAAGUAUCACGGAAAACAGGGUAUGGGAGGGCUCCAAGUGUCCUAGUGCUUUUACCUACUAGGGAGUUGGCACUUCAGGUGUUUGCUGACUUUGAAGUGUAUGGUGGGGCUGUGGGGCUAACUUCAUGUUGUUUAUAUGGAAAUUCACCCAUGGGACAACAACAAGUUCAACUGAAAAGAGGAGUUGAUAUCGUCGUAGGUACUCCUGGAAGAAUUAAGGACCACAUCGAAAGAGGAAAUAUUGAUUUCAGGUCCCUAAAGUUCCGUGUUCUUGAUGAAGUUGAUGAAAUGUUGAAAAUUGGUUUUGUUGAUGAUGUUGAAUUUAUAUUAGGCAAGGUAGAAGAUGCAAGCCAAGUUCAAACACUUCUUUUCAGUGCAACUUUGCCGAGCUGGGUGAAGCAUAUAUCUUCGAAGUUUCUCAAACCUGAUAAGAAAACAGCUGAUCUUGUUGGUGAUGAGAAAAUGAAGGCAAGCAAGAAUGUGAGGCAUAUUAUUAUACCAUGCUCUAGUUCAGCCAGAUCUCAGCUGAUUCCUGAUAUAAUUCGCUGCUACAGCAGUGGUGGACGCACAAUUAUUUUCACUGAGACAAGGGGUUAUGCUUCGGAGCUAGCUGGCAUAUUGCCUGGGGCACGUGCUUUGCAUGGAGACAUACAACAAUCCCAGCGUGAGAUUACACUUUCUGGAUUCAGAUCAGGAAAGUUCCUUACAUUAGUGGCCACAAAUGUAGCAGCCCGUGGAUUGGAUAUCGACAACGUUCAGUUAAUUAUUCAGUGUGAGCCUCCACGUGAUGUUGAAGCGUAUAUUCAUCGAUCAGGCAGGACAGGACGAGCAGGAAAUACUGGUGUUGCUGUAAUGCUUUACGAUCCUAAGAAGUCCAACAUCUCUAAGAUUGAAAGAGAAUCUGGUGUCAAGUUCGAGCAUCUGUCUGCUCCACAGCCAGCUGAUGUUGCCAAAGCUGCUGGGAAAGAAGCAGCAGAAGCAAUUGCUGAAAUUUCUGAUAGUGUAAUACCUGCUUUCAAGGCUGCUGCAGAGGAACUUCUACAUACCUCUGAACUAUCACCAGCUGAAUUGCUUGCGAAGGCACUUGCCAAGGCAGCUGGCUACUCUGAGAUCAAGAGUCGUUCGCUUCUUUCUUCCAUGGAGAACUGUGUUACUCUACUUCUUGAGUGCGGGAGGCCCAUAUUUUCACCUUCCUUUGCCUAUAAUGUUUUGCGGGGGUUCCUAACUGAGGACAAGGUUGAAUCAAUCAAAGGUCUUACUUUGACAGCAGAUGGAAAGGGCGCAGUUUUUGAUGUAUCUGCUGAUGACCUGGACACAUUUCUAGCUGGGAAGAACGCACAAGGUGUAAGCUUAGAAGUAGUAAAAGAACUGCCCCGGUUGCAAGAGAAAGAUCAGCAGAGAGGUGGAAGAUUUGGUGGUGGUCGCGGUGACAGGAGAAAUGGAGGUCGAUUUUCUGGAGGCAGAGGUGGUGGUGGGAGAGGUUAUGGAAACUUUGGCCGUAGAUGGUGAAGAAUACAAACGAUUUAUUAGCUGACCGACUGUACAGGAUUUUUUUUCGCCCUGUUGUGGGUUCAAAAUUUUGCGAUGAUGAAGAAAAAAAAUGUAUAUUACGGCUGCUGUUUAUGGAGUAUUAACAUUAGAUUUUUCAUAUAUAGGCUCAAUUCACUUUUUUUUUUUUUUUAAAUUUCAGCUUGUUAUUUAACUUGACAAAUCUGCUUCUUCCUUAGUCUUAAAUAUAUAUAUUAUAAAUGUAACAGUUAUUAUUUCCAUA